This is a messenger RNA of Nannospalax galili (Upper Galilee mountains blind mole rat), 1157 nucleotides long. It is a transcript of the gene Tarm1, whose product is annotated as T cell-interacting, activating receptor on myeloid cells 1. Gene Ontology annotation, cellular component: plasma membrane. The record is from RefSeq and is a predicted model, not a curated record. Lineage: Eukaryota; Metazoa; Chordata; Mammalia; Rodentia; Spalacidae. Bases 110 to 925 code for a protein of 271 amino acids. The transcript has 6 exons.
AGAAGAAACUAAGGAGCUAGCUCGGACCUGUGCCUGCCCAGACCCUGUGGUCAGGGAGACCGUGCUACCCUGAUCACACUCUUACUGAAGACGGCCCCUCGGAUCAGCUAUGAUCCCUAAGCUGCUUUCCCUCCUCUGCUUCAGGUUGUGUGUUGGGCAAAUAGACAGACUUGACAAUGGACCACGCCUCAAGCCCAGCCUCAGCGCCUGGCCCAGCUCAGUGGUUGCUCUCAGGAGCAGCGUGACCCUGCAAUGUAUAAGUCCUACCCCUUGUUUAUACUUUAUUCUCAAAAAGGAAGGUGUUGUUUUGAAAUCCAGCAAGCCAGAUGAUUUGGGAGAGAAGACAGCUGACUUUCACAUCACUGAGUUACAGCAGCGUGAUGCAGGAUUCUACACCUGUGAAUAUUACAGAAAACAUCGCUUAGCCAGAGUGUCACCAGCCAGUGAUGGCCUUCUCUUACUGGUCACAGGAUACUUACCUAAACCCUCCCUCCAAGCCCACCUCUGGAGUACAGUGACCACGGGAGGGAAGGUGACUCUGCGGUGCCAGAAUAUAACCAAUGUGUCAGGAUCGGUGAUGUUCGCUCUGCUGAAGGUGGGAAGUGCAUGGCCUGUGCAGACCAGGAAAGCGGCAGGACUCCAGUUAGACUUCUCUCUUCAGAAUGUGACUGCCAGAGACUCUGGAAGAUACAGCUGUGUGUACUACCUAGAAAGGAUUCCCUUCUUUGCCUCAGGCCCCAGUGACCCCCUUGAGAUCUCUGUGACAGAUCCCCCAUGUACCAAGUCUGAAGGCUACACCAUGGGAAACCUCAUUCGGUUGGGAAUGGCUGCUGUAGUCGUGCUGAUGGUGGGGAUCUUCCUGGUUGAAGCCUGGUAUAGUCGGAGAGUGUCUCCAAGCAGACCCAGUGCCCCAGGGGAACGAUGAAUCCUUGAUCAAACUGGACCAGAAUGAUCCUCAUGCAUUUUCUUUGCCUCCUUGACAACCACUCUUUGAGAGCCACUUAGAGGAGGGAAGAUGGCUGCCUCUUCCUGCCUCUUUACUGGGGACAGAGGAUAGGUCUGGGCACAAAUGCUCACCUGACUGGUUGCUAUUUUGAUAAUUAUUUUUUGUUUUGUUUUGUUUUGUUUUGUUUUUGAGACAGGGUCUCCCUGUAGCC